Messenger RNA from Cydia amplana, 2799 nucleotides. RefSeq names its product protein vav (gene Vav). Gene Ontology annotation, cellular component: cytoplasm. Lineage: Eukaryota; Metazoa; Arthropoda; Insecta; Lepidoptera; Tortricidae. Gene Ontology annotation, molecular function: guanyl-nucleotide exchange factor activity; protein binding. The transcript is spliced from 16 exons. The record is from RefSeq and is a predicted model, not a curated record. Bases 342 to 2732 code for a protein of 796 amino acids. Gene Ontology annotation, biological process: regulation of GTPase activity; cell migration.
AGAGAAUGCAUUCUUAAUGAAAGCUCGGAAUGUUUUAUAAAAUAUUGAGUCCUAAUGGUGGAUUUCUCCACUUUUACAACCGGCAACUAACGCACGCCUGGCAGCACCAAAUUUUCACAAAAACCAAAGCCUCUUGUUUUAAAAGUAAAAAACAAUCAUUCCGCAUCUAGCAUCUAGCAACACUCUGGACCAGUUGUCAAAGAACUCUUGUCUUGUGCUGUUGCUCCCGUGUUUGUUGUAUCAAUUUGUAUGUCAAUUAUCAAUUAACCCUCGUUGAAUGAUGGCUUGUUGAUUAUUAAAAAGCAGUGCUGCCGUGACUCUUGAUGUGCACUGCGUGAAUUAUGGCGGCGGGUGGCGAGGAGCUGUGGCGCGAGUGCGCGUCUUGGCUGACGAGAUGUGGCUUGCUGCGUCCUGACCACAAGGCGAACUGGGAAUCUAGCACGAUACACGACCUGGCGUACACGCUGCGGGACGGCGUGCUGCUGUGCAACCUGCUGAACGUGCUGCAGCCGGGCUGCGUGGACAUGAAGGACGUCAACCAGCGCCCGCAAAUGGCCCAGUUCCUAUGCAUGAGGAACAUCAAGGUGUUCCUCAAAAUGUGCGACGAGGUGUUCGAGCUGCGCGAGACGGACCUCUUCGACCCGUCCAUGCUGUUCGAUCUGUCAAACUUCCAUCGCGUCCUGUGCACGUUGGCGAAGCUGAGUCAAUGUCCCAAGGCGGUCGCUAAGGGCAUCAAGCCUUUCUCCGCUCACAGGACCCAGUCUGAAGAAGACAUAUACAAAGACCUGCAGUCCGUCGCCACCCCCCCGCCCGCGGGCGACGUCGGUGAGUACGCGAGCUACUGCGCGCGCAUACACGACGAGGAGAUCUACCACGAUCUCUGCGUGGUGAAGAACGCCAGGGACACGCUGGCCGCCGCCGCGCCGCAGCCCGCUUUCAACCUCGCUACGUCAUCGCACAGCCUGGAGAAACGCGACUACGUGAUCAGAGAGCUGGUGGACACAGAGUGCAACUAUGUCGACGUGCUAAGCAAGAUCAUAAAGUACUUCCUGAGGCCGCUGACGCCCUAUCUGAAGGCGCAGGAUCUGCAGCUCAUAUUCUUUGGCAUCAAGGAACUCCACGACAUCCACUCCGGCUUGCUGCGUCAACUGAAGCUAGCCACGGAGGCCUGCGUGCCUGGUAACGGAGCUCCCCGUCUCGCCGACGUGUUCCUCACAUGGAGGGAGCGAUUGCUGCUGUACGGGGACUACUGUUCGAACCUGACCGCGGCGCAGGACACGUUGAAGACCCUGGACGCAAGAGACGCGACCUUUAGCAAGCAGUUACAGAAAUGUCAAAAAGAACACAGCGACGGCCGAAUCCAGCUCCGCGACAUACUCUCCGUGCCAAUGCAGCGAGUGCUCAAAUACCAUCUGUUGCUGGACAAGCUGGUCCAUGAAACGCAACCGAACCACGAGGAGUUUCGGGGGCUGGAGCGAGCGAAAGAGGCGAUGGUGGACGUGGCGCAGUACAUCAACGAGGUGAAGCGAGACAGCGAAGUUUUGGCGCUUCUUGCUAAAGUUCAGGAGAGCAUACUAGACUGGGAGGGCGGCGCGCUGGGCGCGGGCGGCGCGGGGCUCGCAGCCUACGGACGCCUGCUGCUAGACGGCGAGCUCAAGGUCAAAGCCCACGAGGACCAGAAGCUGCGCUCGCGAUACGUGUUCGUCUUCGACAAGCUGAUGCUGCUCUGCAAGCCGGUCAAGGAGAACCAAUAUUCCUACCGCGUCGGUGUCAAACUGGCCGAAUACCGAGUCCAAGAGGGCGCUGUUCGCCGCACACUAAGAAACGACGGUCGUUGGUCGUCGCAGUUCUACCUAGUGCGACGCACUAAGGACGCCACGUACACGCUUUACGCGCGCAGCGACGACUGCAAGCGGAAGUGGGUGAAGGCCAUCAAGGACGCCAUCGACAACCUCGAGCCGGUCGGGUGCCGGAGCACCAACCACAAGUUCGUGCUGCACACCUUCGAGAAGCCGGCCACGUGCCACCACUGCUCCAAGUUCCUCAAGGGGCGGAUAUUCCAGGGUUACCUAUGUUCCGUGUGCAACGCGUGCGCUCACAAGGAGUGCAUAGCGCUGUCUGGGCGCUGCGGGGGCGGGCUCACGCCGGCCCCGCCCCUCCCCCCGCACCACCAGCCGGACCAAGCGCUGCACUACUACAUGUGGUAUGUCGGAGAGAUGGGUCGGGAGACCGCAACCAACCGCCUGGAGCGGCGAGUCGACGGCACUUUCUUGCUGAGGGUUCGGCCUCACCCCACGCAUCACGCGGAUACCGACACUCAGCUAGCUCUCUCACUCAAAACGGACAACACGGUGAAACACAUGCGGGUGUGCCGCAAGCCCAUCGACCAGGUCCCGCACUAUUUUCUCUCCGAGUCCCGCUUUUUCCGUAGCGUGGUCGAGCUCAUCUCCUACUACGAGAAGACCAGCCUCUCGGAGAACUUCGUCGGUCUGAACUCGAAUCUUCGCUGGCCGUUCCGGCGCGUAGUCGCCACGGUGGUGCACGACUUCCGCCCGCUAGAGUCUUCACAGCUGGCGCUGCGGCCCGGCGCCAAGGUGCUGGUGCUGAGCAAGGAGGGCGACAGCCGCGGCUGGUGGAAGGGCCGCACGUUGGACAAGGGCGACAACCGCUCCGGCUACUUCCCUAAAGAGUGUGUCCGCGAGGAGCCAGAGUGUAUCGGCGCGCUCGACUGAUGUCAGCAGUGCCUCGCCGAGCGCGCCGCGCCCGCGCGAGCAUCCGACGACGACGCCGCCGACCUAG